AUGUCAGUUGCCACUAAGAUGAUACUUUCCCCUAUAGCACCUUGUGGGGGACAUUUAACAGCUCCAACCGGAGUUCUGCUGUCCCCUGGCUGGCCGGGAUUCUACAAAGAUUCUUUGAACUGUGAAUGGGUUAUUGAAGCCAGCAAAGAUCACGCCAUCAAGAUAUCCUUUGACAGGUUUCCCUAUUUUGUUUAGAAUGUAUCUUAUCACUGAUGCAGCUAUUUCAAUUUCACACAAUCAUUCAGUUUGAGAUAAUCUGCCAUGAUUGGCUACAUACAAUUGCCUGCCUGGAAUAGUAGCUUCUAAUUCACUUCCCUUUUCCCUCCUUUUUUGUCUAUUUCUAUGUAGAUUCCAGACGGAGGUUAAUUAUGACACACUGGAGAUUCGGGAUGGCCCCUCCAACUCCUCUCCUUUAAUCGGAGAGUAUCAUGGCACUCAGGCGCCCCAUUUUCUCAUUAGCACCAGUAAUUACAUGUACCUGCUAUUCACCACGGACAACAGUCGCUCCAGCGUGGGCUUCCAGAUCCGCUAUGACAGUGAGUUCUACGGUUUUCAAUUUGAAAUGUAUCCACAGGGCUACCUUUGAAAAGCUGAGGACAUUGUGUUUGCAAUCCACACAUUGUUUCAUGGCUACAACUGGAAUAUCGCUUUCAUGUGUGUGCUGCUGAUGUCAAUAUUGACUCGUGUGGUGGGUGUUGUGAUCACAAGAAGUGUAAAUCUAAUUUCACAGCUCCUACACCAUUUCAAUAUUACUGAAGUGGUGUAGGAGCUGUGAAAUUAGAUUGACACUUAUUUUUGAUAACUUGUCAUCAUUAGUGCUGUUGCCUGAACAGGACUGUGAUUUAAAUGCCAAAUAAUUGGUGAUUACAAAGGCCAACCUCAUGACAUUUAGCUCAUGAGAUGUAACUUUAUUACAUCACCAGUGAUAGCACUAUGUCAAAUGCUGAGGUGUAUGCGGCGGUGAAGUCAGGCGCAGGACACAGAGGAUCAGUAAUGACUACUUUACUUUCCAAAGUAAAAUACGCACAAAACAAAAGCCUCCAAACACAAGAGGAGAAAUGUACGCGGAGUGCGUAAUAAACAAGAUGGUCAAUGCCGAACAUACAUACAAGAGACGCGGACAAUAACACACAAAGGCAAACAUAAAACAAGGGAACUUAUAUGGUACAUAAUCAAUACAGAAUACGAAACAGGUGUACCAACUAGACAAUACAAGACAAACAUCGAAACAUCGAGCGGCAGUAGCUAGUACUCCGGGGACGACGAACGCCGAAGCCUGCCGAGCAAGGAGGAGGAGCAGCCUCGGCGGCAUCCGUGACAGUACCCCCCCCCUUGACGCGCGGCUCCAGCCGUGCGCCGACCCCGGCCUCGGGGACGGCCAGGAGGACGCGGAGCAGGGCGCGUGGGAUGACUCCGGUGGAACUCCGUCAGGAUGGAGGGAUCUAAAAUGUCCCUCCUAGGCACCCAGCACCGUUCCUCCGGACCGUACCCCUCCCACUCCACGAGAUACUGCAGACCCUCCAUCCGACGUCUCGAAUCCACGAUGGACCGGACUGAAUACGCCGGAGCCCCCUCGAUGUCCAGUGGGGGCGGAGGAGUCUCCCGUAUCUCAUUGUCCUGGAGUGGAAAAGCUACCACCGGCCGGAGGAGAGACACAUGGAACGAGGGGUUAAUGUGAUAAUCAUUAGGCAGUUGUAACCUGUAACAUACCUCGUUCAAUCUCCUCAGGACUUUAAAUGGCCCCACAAACCGCCGACCCAGCUUCCGGCAGGGCAGGCGAAGGGGCAGGUUUCGAGUCGAGAGCCAGACUCCAUCUCCAGGUGCGUACACAGGACCCUCACUGCGGUGGAGAUCGGCGCUCGCCUUCUGCCUACAGAUAGCCCGCUGCAGAUGUAAAUGCGCAGCGUUCCAUGUCUCCUCCGAGCGCCGAAACCACUCAUCCACCGCAGGAGCCUCGAUCUGGCUCUGAUGCCAUGGUGCCAGAACCGGCUGAUACCCCAACACACCCUGGAAAGGGGUCAGAUUCGUAGAGGAAUGGCGAAGGGAGUUCUGGGUGAUCUCUGCCCAGGGGAUAUACCCCGACCACUCCUCCUGCCGGUCCUGGCAAUAAGAUCUCAGAAACCUACCCACAUCCUGGUUCACUCUCUCCACCUGCCCAUUACUCUCAGGGUGGAAACCCGAGGUAAGGCUAACCGAGACCCCCAAGCGUUCCAUGAACGCCCUCCAGACUCUAGAGGUGAAUUGGGGACCCCGAUCAGACACUAUAUAAUAAUAAUAAUAAUAAUAUGCCAUUUAGCAGACGCUUUUAUCCAAAGCGACUUACAGUCAUACGUGCAUACAUUUUUUUGUGUAUGGGUGGUCCCGGGGAUCGAACCCACUACCUUGGCGUUACCACUAUAUCCUCGGGUACCCCGUAGUGCCGGAAGACGUGGGUAAACAAAGCCUCAGCAGUCUGUAGGGCAGUAGGGAGACCCGGCAUUGGGAUGAGGUGACAGGCCUUAGAGAACCAAUCCACAAUGACCAGAGUAGUGGUAUUCCCCUGGGAAGGGGGAAGGUCCAUGACAAAGUCUACCGAUAGGUGAGACCACGGCCGUUGUGGAACGGGUAGGGGUUGUAACUUCCCCCUGGGCAGGUGUCUAGGCGCCUUACACUGAGCGCAUACCGAGCAGGAGGAGACAUAAACCCUCACGUCCUUAGCCAAUGUUGGCCACCAGUACUUUUCACUAAGGCAGUGCACUGUCCGGCCAAUACCACGAUGUCCAGAGGAGGGUGACAUAUGAGCCCAAUAAUUGAGACGAUCACGAAUCUCGAGCGGAACGUACGUCCUCCCCGCUGGACACUCUGGAGGAGUAGGGUCGGUACGUAACGCCCGCUCGAUUUCCGCAUCGACCUCCCACACCACCGGUGCCACCAGACAAGACUCCGGCAGUAUGGGAGUGGGCUCAAUGGACCUCUCCUCUGUGUCAUAUCGCCGGGACAGGGCGUCUGCCUUACCGUUCUGGGACCCUGGGAUGUAAGUGAGCUUAAAAACAAACCGGGCCAGAAACAUGGCCUACCUAGCCUGACGAGGGUUCAGUCUCCUAGCUGCCCGGAUGUACUCCAGGUUACGAUGGUCAGUCAGAAUGAGAAAAGGGUGUUGAGCCCCCUCAAGCCAAUGCCUCCACACCUUUAGGGCUUGAACCACGGCUAGCAGCUCCCUGUCCCCCACGUCAUAAUUACGUUCCGCCGGGCUGAGCUUCUUCGAGUAAAAAGCGCAGGGCUGGAGUUUAGGAGGCGUGCCUGAGCGUUGAGACAGUACAGCCCCAAUACCGGCCUCUGACGCGUCCACCUCCACAUGGAACGCUAAAGUGGGGUCCGGAUGCGCCAGCACCGGAACUGAGGUGAACAGGUCCUUCAGUUGUCCAAACGCCCUGUCCGCCUCAGCCGACCACUGCAAACGCACCGGGCCCCCCUUCAGCAGGGAGGUGAUGGGAGCUGCUACCUGUCCAAAACCCCGGAUAAACCUCCGGUAGUAAUUGGCAAAACCCAAAAACCGCUGCACCUCCUUAACCGUCUGCCAAUUACGCACGGCUGAAACGCGGUCAAUCUCCAUCUCCACCCCUGACGCGGACAACCGAUGGCCCAGGAAGGAGAUGGACUCCUGGAAAAACAGACAUUUCUCUGCCUUGACAUACAAGUCAUGCUCCAACAGCCUACCCAACACUCGACGCACCAGGGCUACAUGCUUGGCUCGUGUAGAAGAGUAAACUAGAAUGUCGUCAAUAUACACCACUACACCCUGCCCAUGCAAAUCCCGGAAGAUCUCGUCCACAAAGGAUUGGAAGACUGAAGGAGCAUUCAUUAACCCGUAUGGCAUGACGAGAUACUCAUAGUGACCCGAGGUGGUACUAAAUGCUGUCUUCCAUUCAUCUCCCUCCCUAAUGCGCACCAAGUUGUAGGCGCUCCUGAGAUCCAGUUUUGUGAAGAAACGCGCUCCGUGUAAUGAUUCCGUCAUACUCGCAAUCAGAGGGAGAGGAUAACUGUAUUUAACAGUGAUCUGAUUGAGACUACGGUAAUCAAUACACGGGCGCAACCCUCCAUCCUUCUUCUUCACAAAAAAGAAACUCGAGGACGCAGGAGAAGUGGAGGGCCGUAUGUAUCCCUGUCUCAGAGACUCGGCUAUGUAUGUCUCCAUAGCCGCCGUCUCCUCUUGAGACAGAGGAUACACAUGACUACGCGGAAGUGCAGCACCUGCCUGGAGGUCUAUCGUACAAUCCCCCUGUCUAUGAGGUGGCAAUCGCGUCGCCCUCGUCUUACUGAACACGAGUGCCAAAUCAUCAUACUCAGGAGGAAUGUGCAGUGCGGGCAUUUGGUUCGGACUUUCCACCGUGGUCGCCCCUACGGAAACACCUAGACACCGCCCGACACACUGGUCAGACCACUCCUUGAGAGCCCUCUGUUGCCACGAAAUGGUGGGGUCAUGGGAGAUUAACCAAGGAAGUCCCAGCACCACGGGAUACGCAGGAGAGUCGAUCAGAUACAACUGAAUGAUCUCCUCAUGACCCCCCUGCGUCCUCAUCUUUAGUGGCGCUGUGACCUCCCUAAUCAACCCAGAUCCCAACGGACGGCUAUCUAGGGCAUGAAUAGGAAAGGGCACAUCUACUGGUAGGAGGGGAAUCCCUAACUUAACACAAAAAUUACGAUCAAUAAAAUUCCCAGCUGCGCCUGAAUCGACUAGCGCCUGGGAAUGAGAUGCAACCUGGGGAAAUACUACUUGUAUACACAGGUGAACAACAGAGAGCUCUGGGUGAGUUGGGCGCCUACUCACCUGGAAUGACUCCCCAGUGCGUGACCUGUUGCCUCGAUCCCCUGGAGACCCUCCCCAGCACCGAACCGCAGUGUGUCCUCUACGGCCACAGUUGGUGCAGAGGACGGCCUCCCUCCGGAUCUCUCUCCUCCUCUCUCUAGCGCCAGCACCCCUGAGCUCCAUAGGGCUCGGCUCGGAGGUGCUGGGGAAUGGAAUGGACGGCCCCAACUCCGGACGUCCGCGGGUAGCCAGCAGGGUAUCCAGACGGAUCGACAUGUCCACCAACUGAUCGAAGUUUAGAUUGGUGUCCCUGCAGGCCAACUCUCGUCGAACGUCCUCUCGCAGGCUGCACCGAUAGUGGUUGAUGAGGGCCCUCUCAUUCCACCCCGCAUCCGCCGCUAGAGUCCGGAAGUCCAGGGCGAACUCUUGUGCGCUCCUCUUCCUCUGUCGGAGGUGGAACAGACGCUCCCCCGCCGCUUUACCCUCUGGGGGAUGAUCGAAAACAGCCCUGAAGCGGCGGGAGAACUCUGCGUAGCUGAUGGUGGCGGCGUCUAUUCCCCUCCAUUCGGCAUUGGCCCACUCCAAAGCCUUGCCGGAUAGACAGGAGAUGAGGGCGGAAACGCUCUCGUAUCCCGAGGGCGCCGGGUGUAUGGUUGCCAGGUAGAGUUCCACUUGAAGUAGGAAACCCUGACACCCGGCUGCGGUGCCAUCAUAUGCCCUCGGGAGCGAGAGCCGAAUCCCACUGAACUCCGGAGAUGGUACGAUGGGGCUGGCCGAUGGUGGUGGUAAUGUAGGAGGAGGUGUGGGCAAGCCUCCUCUUUCCCAUCGGCGCAGGGUGUCCAUCACGUCUUGUAUGGCGGAGCCGAGUCUAUGGAUCAUGGCGUCCUGGCUGCUGACCCGAUCCUCCAGUGACUCGGUCACCGCCAUACAGCGGUGAAGUCAGGCGCAGGACACAGAGGAUCAGUAAUGACUACUUUACUUUCCAAAGUAGAAUACGCACAAAACAAAAGCCUGCAAACACAAGAGGAGAAAUGUACGCGGAGUGCGUAAUAAACAAGAUGGUCAAUGCCGAACAUACAUACAAGAGACGCGGACAAUAACACACAAAGGCAAACAUAAAACAAGGGAACUCAUAUGGUACAUAAUCAAUACAGAAUACGAAACAGGUGUACCAACUAGACAAUACAAGACAAACAUCGAAACAUCGAGCGGCAGUAGCUAGUACUCCGGGGACGACGAACGCCGAAGCCUGCCCGAGCAAGGAGGAGGAGCAGCCUCGGCGGCAUCCGUGACACACUAGGCUGUCAUUUGCAAUAAGAUGAUUUAGUAAUCUAUCAACAAUUCAAUAGUGUUGUAAAAUAGCUAGCCAAAUUCUUCCUCCAAAUAAUAUUAUACAGUACAUUCAGAAAGUAAUCAGACCCCCUGACUUUUUCCACAUUUUGUUUUACGUUACAGCCUUAUUCUAAAAUGGAUUCAACUGUUUUUUUCUCUCAUCAAUCUACACACAAUACCCCAUAACGACAAAGCAAAAACAGGUUUAUAGAUUUUUUAGCAAAUGUAUUUAAAAAAAACAACUGAAAUAACACAUUUACAUAAGUAUUCAGAACCUUUACUCAGUACUUUGUUAAAGCACCUUUGGCAGCGAUUACAGCCUCGAGUCUUCUUGGGUAGGACGCUACAAGCUUGGCACACCUGUAUUUGGGGAGUUUCUCCCAUUAUUUUCUGCAGAUCCUCUCAAGCUCUGUCAAGUUGGAGGGGGAGCGUUGCUGCACAGUUAUUUUCAGGUCUGUCCAGAGAUGUUCGAUCGGGUUCAAGUCCGGGCUCUGGCUGGGACACUCAAGGACAUUCAGAGGCUUGUCCUGAAGCCUCUCCUGCGUUGUCUUGGCUGUGUGCUUAGGGUCGUUGUGCUGUUGGAAGGUGAACCUUCACCCCAGUCGGAGGUCCUGAGCGCUCUGGAGCAGGUUUUCAUCAAGGAUUUCUCUGUUCUUUGCGCCAUUCAUCUUUCCCUCGAUCCUGUCUCCCAGUCCCUGCCUCUGAAAAACUUCCCCACAGCAUGAUGCUGCCACCACCAUGCUUCACCGUAGGGAUGGUGCCAGGUUUCCUCCAAACGUGAUGCUUGGCAUUCAGACCAAAGUGUUCAAUCUUUGUUUCAUCAGACCAGAGAAUCUUGUUUCUCAUGGUCUGAGUCCUUUAGUUGCCUUUUGGCAAACUCCAGGUGGGCUGUCAUGUGCCUUUUACUGAGGAGUGGCUUCCGUCUGACCACUCUACCAUAAAUGCCUGGUUGGUGGACUGCUGCAGAGAUGGUUGUCCUUCUGGAAGGUUCUCCCAUCUCCACAGAGGAACUCUGGAGCUUUUUCAUAGUGACAAUCGGGUUCUUGGUCACCUCUCUGACCAAGGCCCUUCUCCCCCGGGCCAGCUCUAGGAAGAGUCUUGGUGGUUCCAAACUUCUUCCAUUUAAGAAUGAUGGAGGCCAUUGUGUUCUUGGGGACCUUCAAUGCUGCAGAAAUGUUUUGGUACCCUUCCCCAGAUCUGUGCCUCGACACAAUCCUGUCUCGGAGCUCUAUGGACAAUUCCUUCAACCUCAUGGCUUGGUUUUUGCUCGGACAUGCACUGUCAACUGUGGGACCUUAUAUAGACAGGUGUGUGCCUUUCCAAAUCAUGUCCAAUCAAUUGAAUUUACCACAGGUGGACUCCAAGUUGUAGAAACAUCUCAAGGAUGAUCAAUGGAAACAGGAUGCACCUGAGCUCAAUUUCGAGUCUCAUAGCAAAGGGUCUGAAUACUUAUGUAAAUAAGGUAUUUCUGUUUUGCCAAAAUAUCUAAAAACCUGUUUUCACUUUGUCAUUAUGGGGUAUUGUGUGUAGAUUGAUUAGAACAUGUUUUUAUUAAAUCCAUUUUAGAAUAAGGCUGUAACGUAACAACAUGUGGAAAAGGUCAAGGGGUUUGAAUACUUUCCGAAUGCACUGUAUACUGUCCUUUUAGUACAUCCUUACUCUAAUCAAGCUUUCAUACUAUAUACUAACAAAAAAUGUAUGCCAUAAAUGUUUCCUAUAUUAACCUAACCGUAAUUACUAUAGUACAAUGCUGGCUGUCGUUAUUAAGUAAGCAGGGAUGAGACCUGACUACCAAGUCCAGACAGAUGGCUGGAAAUUGUUAAUGACAUCUAUUGUGCUUUAUAAACAUUUAAUGUAUGCUAUUGGGAAAAACUCAUUAAUAAAAUAUACAUUUGAUUAUUAUUACAAUAUUUUCUAUGAGGACAACCCUCCACCAAGGGAUGAAAUGGAAUGAGAGGGAAAAUGAGAGAUAACUUGUGGCUCCCCCUCAUGAUUUAUACAGUAAAGAGCAAUUUUGACACCAUUCUCUAUUACAUUUAGAGCCUGAAGGUGGAAUGAAAUAGUUCUUUCUAUCCCCAAAGGCGUUAUGAUGGAAACAGAUUCCUGCUUAGAUCCUGGGAUCCCGGUCAAUGGAAAGCGGCAUGGGAACAAUUUUGCCAUUGGCUCCAGGGUGACAUUCAGCUGUGAUCAAGGCUACACGCUGAGCGAUGUGGAACCCAUCGUGUGUGAGAGGAACCAUCAGUGGAACCACGCACUGCCCAGCUGUGAUGGUAGUGUAUCCCAUCUAGCCCCGCCCAACCCUUCCUUCCAUCCUCUCCUUUUUCCUGUUCCUGUCAGCUGCACUGACAUGCAUGGCAGCACUUACUCAGCCUUCUCCUCACACUCCCCAUCACAUUCACAGAGUGAGAUGUGGGAGACACAACGCCCUGCUAACGAAUCUCUCUCUUAUCUGGGGGAAAGGGUAAGCCUCUUUGACUCCCCUAGGGGGCUGAGUUCAUUAAUUCUUGAUGAGAGGAGAGGUGACUGGAAUAUGCACACUAAGAUAACUUUGGGUGGCAGACAACAGAGAGUCAGAGAGGCAGUAGACAGGGUGGACAUUCUGCAGGAAGACAUUAUUCCAACUGUUUAUCUCAUUUGUUUCCCGCUACUUGGGCUGAAAAUAAACUUGUACAGCAUUUCUUUCCAGUAAGUAGAGUAAAGCGUUUGACCAUCAGGUUUUGUACACCCAAUAUCAUCCUCCAGACAACUAGCUUAUCAGUUGUAUUUUCAAUUCUAGCCAAGUCUGAUUCAGAAUGUGUUCUCUUCUAAAUGUAAUUCUGAGCUUGACCUUCAUGUUCGACAGUGGUGGCAUUUCCAUUCAGAUAUGUGAAAUGUUUGCUGCCGUUGUAUUUGCCUAUUUGUCCCUCUUACUCACUCUAUCAUUUCACAAGGCUGUAGGCAUAUGCAAUAGACAGUUCCUGUUCUAGACAAAGCUGCUAUCUGGUUAUUAAAUAGGAUUUAUCACCCAUUCAUUUCAGGAAGAGAUACAAUGUUUUAUAUUAGAAGGAGGUUACGGCACAAUACUUUUUGGAAAUGGUGAGAAAUAAUGAACAAUCACAGAGCAUAACAUUGAUCAUCCAUCAAUGGUUUGUUCUUGUAGUAUCAUUCUUAGAACCCUCAUUCUUAGAAGUGCAGCAGAAAUGCAUGCUUCACUUCCCGUAGAAAUGUUCCACUAGUCAUGCAUCCUGAGCACCUGUCUCCUCCUGCCCACUGCUGUGUUUAUGGUGGAAGCAGGACUUAAGCUCUUAAGAGCAGGGCCAUCUUUAUGAUCCAUUUCAUUGUGGCAAAGACGAUACUGUAGAUAUGGAUUGUUUACGCCCACAAUUGGUCUUAUCCAUGUCUCAUCAUAAAAAUACUGUGCUGCCUUUGUGGCCUGCUUUGUGAUAUCUAUACCAGAAGUAAUUUGUAAUGAUUUCCAAGGAUCCCUCACUUUGGUGGAAGGUACACCUUGUUUUUCACAAGUACAACAAAAAUAUCUCCCCCUCUUCCUUCCAACAGGAUGAUUCAGACCUCAGUACAUAUGUAGAUGCAUGCUGGGAUAUCAUGCAAUUAUGAGAUUUUAUUUGUCUCACACUCAAAAGAACAAUCUUCGCUGAUUAACUUUCAGUGGUAGCCUUGGGCAUGUAUGAUAACACGCGCAACAUGAGCCCCAUUUAAUCACCAGCAUCUCCAUAGCCAACAGAAUCGGGUAUAAUUGCAAGUGCCAACUCCAUACAUUUGUUCAUGGGAACCUGUGCUAUCUUAGGAAUGUCUACUUCAUUUUUCAGCUAUUUUCAUACCAUUUAACAGAUCCUCACACCAAUUAUAAACACUGAUUGACUUCAACCUCACAGGCUAGAGGUUCUGGACCUCUGUUUGUCUAUUCACAUUUACAUUCAUGCUACAGAUUCCAUGCUUCGCAAACAUGGUAAGAACAAUUAAAGCAUAAUAUUUACAUGGAAGCCAACAUAGAUUAGCAUAUUCCUUUAACUUGUUCUUCCUUUUUUAUUCAUCUCAUAAUUAAGGCAGUGAUAAGUUGUUGUUUCGACGACUCUGCCUGACUGUCUCCACUGACAGGGUCUCUCCUGUCAGAAUUCUGCCUCGGUUAUUACAUUUGCUUUUGAUCUUCCCAGACAGACUCACUAUCAGCAUACAGUAACCCACGUCUUCAUUUUACUCAGCUUUAGUUGGGUAAACUCUGAGGCUUUUAAUCUAGAAACAUGUGUCUACGUCUGUUUUUCACACUGUCAUCAGGUUUGUCUCUACAAAUAACAUGGAGGAGCGACUAAAAGUUUGUUUAGAACAUUUACAAAGUGCAAAAGAGAUUCUCUUACACCCAGGGAUAUUGUUUGCAGGCUCUGACCUAAAUUCUGGUUUCAAACCCACCCGGACUCUUUUUUUAAUUUAGCAAUUUCUUCGAGCAGUUCUCUGCGCUAUUGGCAUACUAAUCAAAAAUCUAAUGAUACGAGCUCAUAGUCGUUUGCAUCUUUAUUUAUUUAAAUGCUGUUAUAAUUAAUUUUUCUUAAAGCCCUGAUUGAUAUGCAAGAAAUUCCAUUAAUUAAUCAUUGAUAAUGUUCAGUUCUCAAUGUUCUCAAUGUAUGGGAGUUCAAAAAACAAUGCCUCAUUCACAAUAUGUUUCAUUUUGUUUCCCUUAGCGUUGUGUGGUGGUUAUAUCUUUGGUAAAAAAGGAACCAUUCUCUCCCCUGGAUUUCCUGAUUUCUACCCAAACUCAUUGAACUGCACAUGGACAAUAGAGGUGUCUCAUGGCAAAGGUAAGACUCAUGAAUAGCUCUCUACCGUAAGAACCAACUAAUCAUUUGUUGCAGCAUUAAGUGAGUAAAAGUGGCUGUGACUAGGCCUACAUCACCCCAUUUGAAUGAUGUAUCUCUACAUUCUCAUCAACAUUAAGCCCCAGCCCUCCCUUAGGGCUGGUGUGACGUAGAGACAGGGUUUUUGAUGUGUGACUUAGGGAGGUCUAAUCUUAUCUGAAUCUCUCCAGGAGUGCAGCUGCUCUUCAACACGUUCCACCUGGAGGACUCCCAUGAUUAUCUCCUCAUCACAGAGGACGGCAGCUUCACAGAACCCGUGGCCAGGCUCACUGGCUCCAUCCUGCCCCCCUCCAUCAAGGCCGGCCUGUUUGGAAACUUUAGCGCCCAGCUCCGCUUCGUCUCAGACUUCUCCAUGUCCUAUGAAGGUUUCAACAUGUCCUUCUCAGGUGGGUUGUCAUGUAUUGUGUAUAAUGUGUAAUUUUAAGAGUUCCUUUCAUGUGAAUUCAAAUAUCUGACGUGACUGCAGUGAUUAGAACACUGUUUUUGAUUGUAAAUGCAAUUGUAAAUGCCAUUGUGUUAGGAUAGAGGACCCAGUGUGGAGCAGUAACAGUUGAGACGUCAGUAGAUCAAAUGCGGAAAUAGGUGGUAUUUAUUUAUAGUGCAGGUGAUGGAGAAGACUGUAUCCAGAGUUGUAUCUACAAAAAUAUACAAACUUUAAACAUGACAAAAAUACUUAAAGGCCCAGUGCAAUCAAUAUUCAGUUUUUCCUGUGUUUUGUUUUAUAUGUGUACAACAGCUGAUGAAACUAACACUGUAAAAUUCAUGGGCAGCGCACAAUUGGCCCAGCGUCGUCCAGGGUAGGGGAGGGAAUGGCCGGCAGGGAUGUAGCUCAGUUGAUAGAGCAUGGCGUUUGCAACGCCAGGGUUGUGGGUUCGAUUCCCACGGGGGGCCAGUAUAAAAAAUUAAUAAAAAAUAUGUAUUCACUAACUGUAAGUCGCUCUGGAUAAGAGCGUCUGCUAAAUGACUAAAAUGUAAUGUAAAUGUAAAAGUGUGGAAAAAAUGUGAUCACUGUUAUUUCUGAUAGUUGCUGGUUGAAAAUACAAUUUAUACAGGACCUUCUAAUCAGCAGGUUUUGCAUGGGUGGAGUUUUGGCUUGCCUGGUGAAUAGACCAAUAACCAAAAUAUAUCCAAACCUCUGCCAAUAGCAGCUAGUUUCAGGUUACAUAUUCCUCCCAUUAGGCUCCUCUGCUUUGAUGGAUUGAUCCACUCUGUGGUUAAGGCAUCCCUUUGGUGCCUUCCCCUCCCCACUCAGACCACUCUGAGACAGUCCUAGCAAAUGUCUUACUUGAGAAAUAGUUCCUUUUUUUUUGCAAAAAUAUUUUUUUUUGUUUAUUUUUGACAAUUUUAAUGGGAAACUAUCACAGUAAGUUACUUAAUUAUUACACAGAAAUUAUUUGAUAUUGAGAUAAAAACGUUUGCACUUGGCCUUUAACUUACUCGGCCAAUAAUAUAAUAACUUGACUCGAAUACAAAGGAAAAAGUUGACAAACAGCCCUCAAUGAGGAUUAGGGAAUCCUAAAUAAUAUCACUUAGCAUAAACCAUUAAAACCUUUAAACAGCUAAAUAACACACUUUAAAGUUAUUACAAUUAACAUUAUAAUGGUCAAAACUUAACACAUUUAUGAAAACAAAUGCACAAUUAGCAUAAACAUUUCCAAUAAACAAUGAAAACACCUGAGAAACCAAAUAACGAGGUUUGCAACCUGUGCCUAUCUUCAACGGCCCGCUCAAAUAGGAGCCAAUUCACAGUGGUGGUGAGUAGAGAACAGGACAGGUUGGCGUUACCAAACAGAGGAAAUACAAACAUUUCAAAAUAAAUAAUAAUAAUAACCAGAUGCUUUGACUGACCAGACUUUGAUUACAAAAUACAUGUAACAGUGUUUGAAGGGACUAGCGAUAGCAUGGUUAGCAAGCAAUGUUCGUACUAGCUGAGAAUUCUCAACUCCACUAUGUUUUUUAUUUUAUUUUAUUUUAAUCAAAUCAAAUCAAAUCACGUCUCAAUGGAGUUGAGUGGCAAUUAGUUUUGGCAGAGUGUACCUCUGACUACAUCGAGUCAGUAUCAGAUGAAACUUGUAAAAAUGUCCAUUCUUUAAUGCAUACCUUGUACCUAUGUUUGUCGUGUAAAGGCAUUAUUUUCUUUAUGUGCAGCAGUCUGUCGUUUUUUAUAAAAACUUCAUUCUGUGAAAUUGAACAAUGUAAUCCACUGUUUUCCAGUGGAGUAUGAAGUUAGCGACUUCAAACGUGCACUACCACUUGAUACUUGUAUAAAUAUAAAUAGUUUAACACUUACUGUGAACCUGUGCGUAUUCAGGCACCUAACACUAUUGUUUGAUUAGCUGAGAUGGAGUUUGCAAACGAAAUGGGCACUAGAUUGAUGCAAAUAAUCAUGACAUCAUUCUGACAGGUAGGCACAGGCUACUUUGUAUCUAGUUAACAUUUAGUAGAGAAGGCUUUUGGCAAAGCCUUUCCAUCUACCAGAAGACGGUUAGGUCUAUCAUUAGCAUCUCUAUUUUUCCUGUUCCUUCAUUGUUUGAAACCUGGACGUUUUACUUCAUAUUAUGAGGCAUGUCUGUCUUACCUUGCUUUAAAGUAGCCUAUAGUCAAAAACCCACCAUAGAAACGUGGAGGCAAUUAUUUUUCAUAAAGACAUACUCAUUAUGCGUUCUCCUGUUCUAUUGGUUUUCUUUAAACUUUCUUUCAUUGUCUAGCAGCCAAGGGCAUUAUCCUAAUCAGUGGCGGCUCCUGAAAAAAUUCUCAGGGGGGGCAAUUUUUCUGAUGAUUUAGGUGACCUACACACAUUUAAAAAAAGAUAUGUCCAGCAACAACAUGAAGACAGGGGCAGCAUAUAAGUCAAUACCAGAAGCAUUUAUUGACUGAUCUCAAAAGUGUUGGCUUACCAGGGUUGGUGGAGCCCUCAGUUUCAUCUUUGCCUCGCAAAGCUAACUCAAACACUCCGCAAAACUUCACACACUGGAUUAGCCGGCUGAGGAUGUGGCGGUUCUUGCUAAUGUCGUAGUAAAUAUAUUUGUUAUAGUGAAUAUGGAAUAUGAUAUGUUGAGUAAAAUGUUGUGCUAAGAUCUAUUUAGGUCAGGAGCUGGUUAUAAGUUCUGUUCCUAUCCAAUAACAAUGGACAAAAGGGUCCUAUCUUGUCAGCCUUGUCAGUUUCAGUUCUCCAGUAAACUUGUGAUUAUCAACACUAACCUCAUCGUUGUGGCGGCGGACAGCUAGCCUGUAUCCCUCAUCCAGUUGAGUGGGAAUGUUCACUCUCCCCAAAGCAGACAAUCUCAAACAGCUAUCCAUGUGGGUCUUUGACAGCUCAUGUUUCUUAAUCUUUCCUGAAAGAUGGUGCAUGUCCGUUACACACCAGUCGCUGUCCAAGCGGUGCUGUCUGCCGUGCCGCCUUCAGGGUGAAAGAGUAAGCAGGGGGUAGCAGAAGACUGCAUUAGCUACAUCGCAGCCUGCUAGCCAGGUUUUUCGUUCGUACCAAUUUUUGGAAAAUCCUCGGGUGUAGGACUUCCCCCCUUUAGUAGAAACCUGUUGAAUUAUUAAAUUUGGUCUGGGAGGUCCUAAUUGUUUCGUUGCCAAUUUAUCUUCAUUUGUUUGCCGACAAAAAGGAACUUCUUUCAAAGACACAAUCGAGUUGCACUGAAGCCUAGCCAUUUUGAUAGUAGUAGUGAAUUGAUUGACGAGGCUACCCGCUCUUUUCUUAGUUACGUUCAUGGUUAUGUUACGUAUGACGAAAGCGCGUAAGUGCAAGCCCUCAGAAACCCAUAGAGAUUGUAUUGAAAGCUCUGAUAUUUGAAAAAAAUAGAUUUUACAUGGGAGUCUAUGACAGACUUCUGGGCGAUUUUCAACCUGACUGAAAUCGCCCCAAAAGGGGGGGGGGCCAUUUGAAGCACGACUUUAGCCUGAUUGGACAUUUAGUGGCACUGUGGCAGAUCAGACGUCUAGAUUACAACACUGAUAACUACUGUUGCCGUGAUAUAAUUGAUUAGAAAAAAAAUCCCUUCCUUUUCCCGUUUGGCAGUGCGUCGCCCAUAUCGCCCUAUUGAACACACCUCCCCUGAUCCUAAUCAUAUUAGCAACCCAUGAUAGUUGUUGCAUCUUUAAACCCUCCCUAUUUCUGUCCAUGAAACCGCUUGCAUGAGCGGUGCACGUUUUAGAACGCUGUUUUCCCGCAAAUUGCAUGUUGGAACAUUCAAGUGUAGGCCAACUGCCGUGUGUAUAUUGCUGCGCCUAAAAUGUAAAGAAAUAAUGAAAAAUAAGUGGGUAUACCCUCCACUACACCACUGCCUGCGUGGUUCUGGUACCGGUUCCAACUGACCUUUACGAUGUGAAAUCUGAAACCAAUUGAAGCUGGGAUUUCCCUCCUACCAUUUCAUUCGCUCUUCAGACUGUCCAUCAACUCCUGGCUCGCUCCCUAAUUCACAGCCACUGACAAAGCACAUGCCUACGAUCCUUACAUCGUAGCACAGCAGGAGAGAGUGGUUUCAUCACUAUCGCACAUUCAGAGACUGAUUUAUAGCCAUGAAUCUAAAAUAAUAGAUUUUAAACAACAAAACACUUUCUGUUUGUCAUAGAUGGACAAUAUUAAUAUGAGAUGAAAGGCGAGUUCCUAAUGAGUUCAGGAAGCCAGGCUAGAGCUCUGUGUGACGUUCACAAAGGUGGGGGUAUAUGUUUUUAUCAAGAGAGACCUUUAGAAAAUAUGCAGAUUUUCUCUAACUCUAAACAUACAAAUAUGUAUUUUACAGUUAUAAGGAAGGUGAAUUAUUUUAGUUAGCUUUUUUUAUUUUAUUGUACUAUAUUUAGAAAGCAUAUGUCAUUUCAAGCCUUAUUCAUACAGUUUUGUUGAAUACCAAAUACAUCAUAUAGAAUAUUUCAUAUUUUCAUAUUUGUAUCAAAUUUUCACUGUGUACUUGAGCUUGUGUCUUUAAAAGUGACUACACCUCAGCAAUUGAUAACUAUUUUUAUCAAAAAGGUGAGAUGUUAACCUUUUUUAGAGUAUGCAGCAUUACUAGUUAUUGUUUAUGGUCCUCUCAUGAUACAGUAAAUAAUUACUUUCGGGGAUUACGUAGAUUACAUUUUAGAUUACUUUAAAUUCUGGUCGUUUUUUACCACAUAACUAUAAAAAAAGAUAUAUUUCAAUUCUAAAAACUAAAUGAUACUACAAUCAAAUGAUGGUAAAUUUGCAUUUUAGUACUAAUGUGGAUUGUACUAAAGCUGCACAUGAUAUAAUAUUUUUGUUUUAUAGGAUAUGCAAAAAAACUGUAAUUUUGCUAAAAUAACAGUCUGUUUUGGUAAAUGUAUAUUUCAGAUAACAUUAUUUACAUGAUAAAAAUAUAUUUUGAUAAGAAGUAAGUUGAUAUUUUGCGAUGAUUGUUGCUUUUUCCAAUAGUUUCUGGUGCCAAAAUGACCCCAGUUGGUAAUCCAUGUAUGUAAAAUACUGUAUGUUGGUAGUUUGAGGGUUAAUAAACAUGUUGGCAUAUUCCACAGAGUACAGCCUAGAGCCUUGUGAAGAUCCAGGAGUGCCAGCCUACAGCCGGCGAGUUGGUUUCCAGUUUGAGGUGGGGGACUCACUCAUUUUUUCCUGCUUCCCGGGUUAUCGAUUGGAGGGGGACCACAAGAUCACCUGCCUGGGGGGAGGCCGGAGGGUCUGGAGUGGAGCCCUGCCAAGGUGUGUGGGUAGGUGGACACAUGCUUUCAUUUCAUUUGGACAAACUGUGAAUACUUAUACUUUGAAAAAACGUGUACUGUACUUUACCAAUGACAGGAGAAUGAGCUAUACCGAACAUACAGUGUAAUGCAAGUGAAUGAGCUAGUUUCUAAUGGAUUGUUUGAUUUACCUCAAUUUCAGAAAAAAGGUAAAAAGGUUAAUUUACAAUUUCAAGAAUAUAACUCAGCUGGUCCCUAUUGUCAAUUAAGUUAUCUUUUAUGGGCAGAGCAUGAAACCAGGGCAAAGUUUGGACACAGUUAUACACAUAUCAUAUAUAUUGUGCUAAGAGAUGAUCUGCCUGUCAUUUUGACAUCCCCUACAAAGAACCUUGUGCUUUCCCAUAAAAAGUUCAGUAGAGAAAAUUAGGCAAUCACCCCACGAGAACCGAACUCGAGAUCAAGCUCACACAGCUCAAGUUCUACAGGCAACAUCUGCUUCUAUACCUGAGGAACAACAUCAGAAUAUUAACUACAAGGACAUCCAAUUCCAGCACAGCCCUGAGACUUAGUGACUAACACACACUUAAUGCAGAGAGCUGUUCAUUAAUUAAUAUUCCUCUCAAGUUUCUGUUGUUGCGAUUCAUCAAUAUGCGAAUGGGUCAUAUUCCAACAGGGGCAACACCUGAUUGGCCAUCAGUGGGUAACAGAGUAGCAGCUGCUGAAGUAUUCUGGGUUCAACCUGCUGAAUAUUUGUGGUGAACUCUUCUCUUUGGGUUAAACUGCUCCUUUAAUGCCCCUCUUCAGUUUCAUUACAUUUACAUUUACAUUUUAGUCAUUUAGCAGACGCUCUUAUCCAGAGCGACUUACAGUUAGUGAAUACAUAUUUUUUUAUUUUUUUUAUUUUUAUUUUUUUAUACUGGCCCCCCGUGGGAAUCGAACCCACAACCCUGGCGUUGCAAACGCCAUGCUCUAUCAACAUCCCUGCCGGCCAUUCCCUCCCCUACCCUGGACGACGCUGGGCCAAUUGUGCGCCGCCCAUGAGUCUCCCGGUCGCGGCCGGCUGCGACAGAGCCUGGAUUCGAACCAGGAUCUCUAGUGACACAGUUAACACUGCGAUGCAGUGUCUUAGACCACUGCGCCACUCAGCGCCACUCAGGAGACGCCACUUCAUGACCGCCAGAUAUUAAUUUUCUCACAGGUCUUCUCGCUCUCUCUCUCUCAUUGUGUGGAAUGAGCAGCUUCUAGUGUGUAGGGAAAUUUGACAGUUCUCUAAAGAUAAUCAAGAUAUUUUUCUUACUUCAAACACAGAUUGCCAUGAUAUGUCUUAAUAUCAAAUUCUCUCCAUUCCUCUCUCUCUCUCUCUCUCUCUCUCUCUCUCUCUCUCUCUCUCUCUCUCUCUCUCUCUCUCUCUCUCUCUCUCUCUCUCUCUCUCUCUCUCUCUCUGCCUAGCUGAAUGUGGAGCCACUACCAUUGGGAGUGAGGGGGUUCUGCUAUCACCCAAUUACCCAUCCAAUUAUGACAAUAACCAUGAGUGCAUUUACCGCAUUGAGACGGAGACAGGGAAGGGCAUCCGUGUCACAGCCACUAACUUCCAGCUCCAUGAGGGGGAUUACCUGAAGGUGAGUUUCACACACACUCUACACAUCACUCAUACACUACACUGGAUAUUUACUCUGUUUAUGUUACACAUAAAUACUGCCCCACGCAUAACCCUCUUACUGCAAGGUGUGUAAAUGGGUAAUAAAGGGCUCAAUGUGGGACUUUUUCACUGCAUCAUCAACUCUUUGAAUGCAGUUGGAAUAUGACCCAAUGUAACCUGUAGGAGACCAGAGCUAGUGACUCAGUCAGAUCAUGAACUAUUAAUGCCUUCAUUAAAAUGACAUGAUGCCAGAGCUUGAGGCAUAUAGAGCACCGUGAGACAAAUACAUUUUUAACAAUCCCUAAAGACCACUAAUUAUACAUAUAUGUUAUUGAAAACAAGAGAGAAUAUGUGUUCUCUUUGAGAGUAACAUCAUAUGAGAAAUCUGAAAUGCCUGUGCAUGUGGCCUGUACAAUGAAAUGUUUUUGUUAAUAUUUUAUCAUACAUUCUGUGCAUCUAAUAGCCAAUAAUUGAGGAAGUGGAAAGGGAUUUAGGAAAGAUUGUUUAUCCUAAUGGCAAGGUUCUUGAUUGAAAGAAUACAUUUAAAGUUUUAUACCCACUGUUUCCCAUUCUACUGCUAUCUAAUGUACAGAAGUGUCACUGCUUAUUGCUGUGAAAAGCAAAGAAACAUGUCUGUUGUUCAAGCAUUCUCCGACCUCCUGCAUUGUUUGCCAUUGUGUUUCCCUUAUUAUAAUGAUUUUGCAGAGACUGAAGGAUUCCCUAUAAUGUUACAAAUCUAAUGUUUCAGUUCUUACAUUUUGUUCUUCCAAAUUAAUUGUCUUUAAUGUUAUAAAUUGAUUGGUCUUUAAACUUUCUUCAGCAUGGGAAAUGCUCAGUCAAACACAGGAAAAUGUAACCAUCACAUUGUAAAGAUAUUUUCUUCUCAUUUUGGUCUUGAAUUAUGUGACCCAGCCUACUAUUCUGCUCAGGGUUGAAACAAUGUUAACUGCGUUAGAAAAUCGGAAAACUGACAUUGAUUUAUGAUGACCUCUGCCAUUUGUUUUAUUAAACAGCAACAGUAUGUUAUUUGGAAAAGGCACCCUUCUGGUUUCCCCGCAUGAACAUUGUCUUGAUCACUGUCCUUUGGAUGGCCCACUUUUUAAUGAUUCUUCCUUUGUGUAUGUAUUCAUAGUAUGUAUGUACAAUAUGGAUCUGCCUAUCGGCUCUUUAUUAUUUUCUUGAUUGAUUGAAUGCUAACUGCUCACUCAAACUACUCGCGCUGCCAUUGUGAAUAAUGUAACUGUACUGCAAGAGGCUGCAUACUGUACAGUCAAGAUGCGAAUUACGGGGGAGCCAGCGGGAACUCAGCUCCCCUGAAUGAGACGUUAGCUUCCCUAAAUGCAACAAAAGUCCAACUUUGGGGGGUCUCUAAAUAAUGCUAAUUUAACCAUCCUCCUAUUUGUUUAAAAUGUAGUGGAAAUAUGAAAAGCUUCUAAAUUAAACGAACACUCCCACCUCUCUGUCAUCGUUUAAACCAUUUAUUUCUAUGUGGUGGCGCUGUCCACUCAGUAGUGUUGAAUUUCGGCCUCAGCUGAGCUCCUUUACGCAUAGAUUUUCCUUUGUACUUCCUCAUUUUCGCCAUUUGUUUGCCAUACGUCCUUGAUAAAAAUAGCCUUUAUUCCAAUGCAUUAUAUUUAUCCAUUGAUUUAUCAUUAUUUGCUUGUGUCAAUCAGCUGUUUAGAGCGCUCAUUGCGUUGUUUUUCAGGUGCGUGCGGGUACUGGUGUUCUCCGUGCCAUCUUUGGCUAGAAGUAGUAGACCAUUUAUUUAGCUUUAUUAUUUUCUAUCAAUAUUUGUUUUCUUUCCUGGAUCAGCUGAUGAUGGUCGACAAUAUCACUAGACAACUAGCCUAAAGCUAGACCCCAAUGCGCAUCCAAUCCAUCCAACAAGUAGGCUGGCUAUAUACGUUAAUGACAGUAGGCCUAUAAGGUGACUCGGUUAGAAGAGGUUAACGUUCGGUUAGAAGUAUUCGAUUUUGCAACGGCAUAGGCCUACAUUAUUUUGGAUUUGUGUGCCCAUGGGAGCUGUUUUCACGGCGAAAUAUAAUUAAAUGUGACGUAGGCAUAGUAACACUUACAGUGCAUUCUCCAAGAUCCAUGAUUCGUACAAGGUUUAAGUUACAUUUUCUAAUUCAAUUGUUAAAUGCUUAAUAAUUACAAAUAACACUGUCAUAAAUGUAAUUAAUGUAAGAAAAUAAAUGUAGUGAUUUACAGUAGGUCACACGAUCUGUGAAGACUAAGCGUUCACUCAUGAAUUAUGGACAACUCAUGAACUAGGGUGUAAAACAUGUUUUGAUUAAACUCAGGUAUUUUAUCGAAUGUAGGCUACCUGUUCUGUGUGUAUUCAUGUAUGGUAAAUUGUCUCGGCUGAGAGGGUAGGCUACCGGGGGUGGUGUAGGCCUAGUGGAGGGUAAACGCUGUUUACCCAGAUUUUCUGAAAAAUGCAUUGAAAGUAUAGGGAGUGUUACUUAUUUAUUUACAGUGACCGGUAAUCAGAGUUUACCUACCUAUUUUUUAUACCACUUUUAUCACUGGCUACUGGUAGGCCUUUUUGAAGUUCAUUGUAAUACACAUUGUAGCCUAGUCUAGUAAGUUGACCUUGUGUGUUAGGGUGACCGUCCCAUUUUUCCCGGGACAAAUUUCAGCCCAUUUCAGGUGUCCGACAUUUUAGGCUACAAAAAAGGUAAAUGUGUCAACAAGACGCAUCAAUUAAUGAAGGCCUAAUCAAUGACAAUCACUGAAUGUCAUUAGGCACACUUUUUGGUGUUUUGUAACAGAUGUCCAUUUCCAUUCAUCAAAUAGCGCGAGUAUACAUGCAGUUCCUAUUAAAUAGCACGCUAUUGUGGUCCUCUGUAGCUCAGUUGGUAGAGCAUGGAUAGUGGGUUCAAUUCCGGGGACCACCCAUAUGUAAAAAAUAAAAAUAAAAAAAGCACAUGAUUGACUGUAAGUCGCUUUGGAUAAAAGCGUCUGGUAAAUAUAUAUGUUAUUAUGGUAACGAUUUACUUUGACUAUAUAUCCAUAACGCAUUUAUUACACAUCUAUAAGCAUUUCAUGAACUUGUUAUAAUAGGUCCCAACUGCAUUAUUAAAGGUUAAUUAAAUAUAUCCAUGACAUAUCUAUAGUACAUUCAUGUCAUGCUCUGCAAGAGCUCAUAUUUAGGUAUCUUAAUAGAUGCAUCAUUACAAUGACAGCAUAGUGUCAUCAUUAUUGCUGUUCUCAAAAGUGUGCUUCUCUCAUACCAGUGGUAGGGAAUAUGCCAAAAGGCCAAACAACGUUUAGAAAGUUAUGCUGAUAUAUAGCCUGUACUAGCCCCAUUUCCCCACCAGCCAUUAUAGGCCUGUGACUUAUGUUCUUCUUCUUCUCAGUGAGGUCAAUGGUGCUUGAUGAUCUCCACAGGGUUGAAACCUCAUGGUAAAUUCUACGUACCAAAUCGUGUAGUUGAGGAUCAUAACUCUUUCGUAAUUGAUUAACAGCCCUCCUCCACAUCACAAUUAGGCCUAAGUUGGUCAUACAGGUCUAUUACGCACACAUGAAGGGUAUAUGUAUGAAUUAUAUGCAGUCAAAGUAAAGUCAAAUCUAUUUUCCCAUUCAUAAAGCAUUUAUAGCUAAGCACUUCUUGGUAAUUAACUGAGCAGUUUGCCAUCUGAUCUAAAACACCAACUUUAAAGGUCUAUGUAUGAAUUCUAUGCAGUCAACAUACUGUCAUUUCUAUUUUCCCAUUCAUAAAGCAUUUAUAAAGCAUUUUGAAACAUGCCUCACUUAUAAAAAAUUAUACGGACACAACGUGAAUGUUAAAGGAAAUAUGAACUUUUAUUUUUUCAAUUUUCCAGACGUAAGACAGAAAACAAUUGCUGAGGACAUCGCCAAAAAAUCAUGCUAUUGGCAUUUUUCAGUUUGAAUUUUCUUGAAUAGAUUUAACAAAGAUUCAAAUUCAAGCAUUCAAGUUCAAUUCCCCAUAAAUGCUUAGCUAUAAAUGCUUUAUGAAUGGGAAAAUAGAUUUGACUUUACUUUGACUGCAUAUAAUUCAUUAAUAGACCCUUCAUGUGUGAGUUAUAUAGACCAGUAUGACCAACUGCAUUGUGAUGUGGAGGAGGGCUGUUAAAGAGUUACGAAAGAGUUAUGACCAUCAACUACACAAUUUGAUCCGUAAAAGUUACCCUGAGGAUUCAACCCUGUGGGGACCCCAUACACUAUUGACCUCAGUGAGAGUAUGGGUGGUCCUCUGUAGCUCAGCUGGUAGAGCACGGCGCUUGUAACGCCAAGGUAGUGGGUUCGAUCCCCGGGACCACCCAUACACAAAAAAAAAAAAAUGUAUGCCACGCAUGACUGUAAGUCGCUUUGGAUAAAAGCGUCUGCUAAAUGGCAUAUUAUUAUUAUUUAUUUUAUUAAGAAGAAGAAGAGGGUAAGUCACGGGGCCUCCCCUGGCUUGUGGGGGAAAUGGGGCUAAUACAGGCUAUGUAUGUAUAUAUAUAUAUUAUAUAUAUAUAUAUAUAGAUAUAUAUUAUAUAUAUAUAUAUAUAUAUAUAUUAUAUAUAUGUGUGUAUAUAUAUAUAUAUAUAUUAUAUAUAUAUAUAUAUAUAUAUAUAUAUAUAAUAUAUAUAUAUAUCAGCAUAAUUUUCUAAACGUGGUAUGGCAGAAGCAAACUUUUGAGAACAGACAUUAUAAUGACACUAAGCUCUAAUUGUAUUGAUGCAUCUAUUAAGAUACCUAAAUAUGAGCUCUUGCAUAGCAUGACAUGAAUGCGCUAUAGAUAUGCUAUGGCUAUAUUUCAUUAAUUAACCUUUAAUAAUGCGAUUAGGACCUGUUAUAACACGUUCAUGAAAUGCUUAUAGAUGUGUAAUCAAUGCGUUAUGGAUAUAUAGUCAAAGUAAAUCGUUACUGUUAUUAUUUAUAUUAUUAUUAUUAUUAUAUUCCCUUGAAUAUUAAUAGUAUUUUGAGAAACCUGUGCAUUAUAGUGUUGUUCCUUCAUCAACAGGUGUAUGACGGAAAGGAUACUUCACAUCGUCUUCUUGGCAAUUUCUCAAAAACUGACAUGUACAAUGCCAUCAUCAACAGUACCUCAAAUCACCUCUGGAUUGAGUUCAACAGCAACGGCACUGAAACCAACAAGGGAUUCAGACUGACGUACAGCAGUAAGUAGACUAUGUCCUAGAACAAAUGUGAGACAGCCUCUAUAGAUAUUCCCUGAUUCAUGUUCAAAUAGGCUUUACUAAGAAACUGGCCCCCUCAAGAAUAAACCAAUUUCCAAUUCUAAGCUUACACCGAUAACAAAUAGGCCUCGUAUUGUAUCUUUAGUCCUUGUUUACUUGCCCUAUAUGAACAGUGUUAUCUUUCACAUUAGUUGAAGGUGGUCUGAUGGACAACCUCUGCAGGUCAAGGCACAAAUGUAUCUUGUUUGAAGAAUGUAUAUAUUUUGUAAGUAAGUACAAUACCGUGAAUUUCUCAUGAGAGAGUCUAGUUUAAGAUGGUAAACAAAAUAAUCUAUAAUGCCAGUGAGAGUUGCAGUUGUGUGUUGUGCGUUGAGACAGAUAUACACUACCGGUCAAAAGUUUUAGAACACCUACUCAUUCAAGGGUCUGGAGAUACCGAGUGGAUAGAGGCAUUUUCGACAUGUUCCCCCUAUUUUCAGCUUCUACAUUGUAGAAUGAGAGUGAAGACAUCAAAACUAUGAAAUAACACAUAUGGAAUCAUGUAGUAACCAAAAAAGUGUUAAACAAAUCCAAAUAUAUUUUAUAUUUGAAAUUCUUCAAAUAGCCACCCUUUGCCUUGAUGACAGCUUUGCGCACUCUUGGCAUUCUCUCAACCAGCUUCACCUGGAAUGCUUUUCCAACAGUCUUGAAGGACUUCCCACAUAUGCUGAGCACUUGCUGGCUGCUUUUCCUUCACUCUGCGGUCCGACUCAUCCCAAACCAUCUCAAUUUGGUUGAGGUCGGGGGAUUGUGGAGGCCAAGUCAUCUGAUGCAACACUCCAUCACUCUCCUGCUUGGUAAAAUAGCCCUUACACAGCCUGGAGGUGUGUUGGGUCAUUGUCCUGUUGAAAAACAAAUGAUAGUCCCACUAAGCCCAAACCAGAUGGGAUCGUGUAUUGCUGCAGAAUGCUGUGGUAGCCGUGUUGGUUAAGUGUGCCUUGAAUUCUAAAUAAAUCAAAGACAGUGUCACCAGCAAAGCACCCCCACACCAUAACACCUCCUCCUCCAUGCUUUACGGUGGGAAAUACACAUGUGGAGAUCAUCCGUUCACCCACACCGCGUCUCACAAAGGCACGGCGGUUGGAACCAAAAAUCUCCAAUUUGGACUCCAGACCAAAGGACAAAUUUCCACCGGUCUAAUGUCCAUUGCUCGUGUUUCUUGGCCCAAGCAAGUCUCUUCUUCUUAUUGGUGUCCUUUAGUAGUGGUUUCUUUGCAGCAAUUCGACCAUGAAGGCCUGAUUCACACAGUCUCCUCUGAACAGUUGAUGUUGAGAUGUGUCUGUUACUUGAACUCUGGGAAGCAUUUAUUUGGGCUGCAAUUUCUGAGGCUGGUAACUCUAAUGAACUUUUCCUCUGCAGCAGAGCUAACUCUGGGUCUUCCAUUCCUGUGGCGGUCCUCAUGAGAGCCAGUUUCAUCAUAGCGCUUGAUGGUAUUUGCGACUGCACUUGAAGAAAUGUUCAAAGUUCUUCAAAUGUUCUGUAUUGACUGACCUUCAUGUCUUAAAGUAAUGAUGGAGUGUUGUUUCUCUUUGCUUAUUUGAGCUGUUCUUGCCAUAAUAUGGACUUGGUCAUUUACCAAAUAGGGCUAUCUUUUGUAUACCCCCCUACCUUGUAACAACACAACUGAUUGGCUCAAAUGCAUUAAGAAGGAAAGAAAUACCACAAAUUAACUUUUAAGAAGGCACACCUGUUAAUUAAAAUGCAUUCCAGGUGACUACCUCAUGAAGCUGGUUGAGAGAAUGCCAAGAGUGUGCAAAGCUAUACAAUUAUAAAAUAUAUUUUGAUUUGUUUAACACUUUUUUGGUUACUACAUGAUUCCAUAUGUGUUAUUUCAUAGUUUUGGUGUCUUCACUAUUAUUCUACAAUGUAGAAAAUAGUAAAAAUAAAGAAAAACCCUUGAAUGAGUAGGUGUGUCCAAGCUUUUGACCGCUAGUGUAGGUGCUACCAUUCAUUCUACAGUAACCUUAAACUACAAUAUUGCAUGCUCUAGGCUGAUGUAUGAAAAGCAUCGCUAAUAUAAAGUCAAACUAGAAUGCUUGAAGCAGCUUGCUUCAUUUCACUGGACAGAUUUAUUUUUUAUUGUUCAACCUUUGUCAUUAAUGAAAAUAAAUGAAUGUUUGUUAUGUUUGAAUGGGCUAAAGUCUCAAGUCUGUCGUUGUAGGUUUUGACCUUGUCAAGUGUGAAGAACCAGGAACUCCGAAUUAUGGAUACAAAAUUCAAGAUGACGGCCAUUUUGCAAACACAUUUGUGUUGUACAGUUGUAACCCUGGCUAUACUCUCCAUGGAAGCAGCACUCUGACAUGCCUAAGUGGAGACCGUAGGGUUUGGGACAAACCUUUACCUUCCUGUCUAGGUGAGUGAGUCACUGCCGAAAAUAGACAAAUCUCAUCAUCAAGGAUACAUUUCCUGAUUAUGGCGAAACACUUUCCAUUCCUAAGUAACAUUUUGUUUACAUUUUAAUUACCAUGGUAAUGGUCAUGUUCAAGAUGCCCAUAUUAAAGGAUUCAUUUUCAUCUGGUGCGUUUGAAAAUAUUAUACAAUUUUACCAGUCAACAUGGAAUUUGUUGUGUUGUCUGCAUUCUGUUCCACUGUUAUUAAUAUCGUAUUGAUUCCAUUAAAUUACCAGCUUUGCCAGUUACGCUCUCUCAGGCUAACUACGAGUCAAACCCUGGGCUAACAUGCUGUCAUUUAUAUUAUACUUUAAUAGUUACGCUAGUUAACAGCUAUGAACAUUUAUCCCCUAAUGCUGGCUAUAUUAUUGCCCCUAAAGCUAUAGAAACCUUGUGUGUCUCCCUCUUAAUUGAAGUAUGGACAGUCUGAGCUUUCUGUGCUGGAGAGAACUGAUACAUUACACUGUCAUUCUUCAGCCUCAUUCCUUAAUUAGCCUAGCUCGGUUCAGACACAUUUCCAUACAGCUGAAAAGUAGCAUGGAAAAUAGAUGACAUUGCCUUAGGCUGCCAUUGUAUUUUUUAUUUCCUUUGAACGAAGCAACAUACUAGGGAUAUCCUCUCCUCUUUUUCUGUGUUGUCAGCGGUCACUAAAAUAAUACACAUGUAUGUGGAGAAGCUUGAGAACAUAUUUGAUUCUUUCAAGUGCAUGUAAUGAUGUGAUGUAUUAUAUGAUGUUUAUACAUUCAGCUGGUUGAUGCCAGAGAGAGAAUCCAGCCUAAGGUGCAUCAGCUAAGGCUUAUUUAGUCGGAUUUCUAUUGUCUAUUGCCGUUUUGGUUUCCUUAUCUAGCUGAAUGCGGAGGCCACAUCGCAGGUGCAAUAUCUGGACGGAUACUCUCCCCGGGUUACCCUGCACCCUACGACAACAACCUCCACUGUACCUGGUCUAUCGAAGCGGACACAGGCAAGACCAUCAGGUACAGUAUCUCACAAUAGGGACACACCCCCUUGGAAUAGGCAAUUAGAUACACAAUAACCCAAUUUUUCUUGACUCCAUUUAAAUGUGAAAUGAAAUCAGCUAGUUUAUUGUGAGGCGUGUCUAGUAUAGCGGAGCAAUUGUUCUGCUGCACUUUUGGAAAAUAAGCUGUGAUUAAAUGUGCCAUUGCUGAUUGCAUUUCACCCCACUGCUAGGCCUUCCUUUACAUUAGCAUUUAUUCCUUCAGGUCCAUUACUGGCUUCUUAAAAACAAAACAAUAACCCCCAAAGAUAAACCAAUUAUGCCUGCUUGAAAUGCCAUUGAAAUCAGAUAUGCCAAUUCAGUUCAAGCAAUUUACGGAUCAAGGAGGAGAGAUACAAUUGACAUCACUGGCUAUUAGACUUUUUAAAGGAAAACUUCUGAAACCCGAACUCUUUAAAGAGUAUUUUAAAUAAAUCCCACGGCACUUGUCUUUUCCUACUAGCACUGACUUUGCUGAGAACUACUUUGUUAAGGGAAAAUGUACUUGCUACGAUUGUGAUAUGUUGUUGUCUCACCUUUAUGAAUGCACUAAUUAAAGUCACUCUGGAUAGGAGCGUCUGCUAAAUGAAUAAAAAUGUAAAAAUCAAAGGAAUUCAUCCUCUCCCUAGUUAUUGCUAAAAAUAAUUGAAACAUUGCUUAAAUGGUUUGGUGAGCAAGAACGAUCUGAUAUAGAUGUUUCAUCGGUCUGAGACAUUACUUGAGAACUGGUUCUAUAGAAUUCCAAUGAUAUUUUCUUAUUACAAGUCAGUAGUUACCCUUGGUCAGUUGAUUUAUGGAGUAUUGUUGACUGUAUAGGUGUUUGUCACAGAUGUAAACCAAUGGUAAGACCGGACUUCAGUAUGAAAGGUUCUAAUUCUUGAAGAGGUGCAUAGUGUAUAAUCAAUAUGCAAGCAGUAGAAUCAGAUUUAAAAAAACAGGUAAAAAUACACCUUAUGGAACAACGGGGACUGUGAAGAGACACACACAAAGGUACAGACACAUGCAUACGCAUACAUUGUAAUAUUGUUGUAUGGUGGUAUUAUACAUUUUGUAUUGUACAUUUUGUAUUGUAGAUAUGUAGUGGUGUAAUAAUGUUAUAUGAUGUACUGUUUUAUCUUUUGUUUUAUAUGUAAUGUAAGUGCUUUAAUAUGUUUGGACCCCAGGAAGAGUAGCUGCUGCCUUAGCAACAGCUAAUGGGGAUACCUAAUAAAUACAAAAAUACAAAUACAAAUAUCCCCCUCCCUCUCUCUAUUUAGUCUCCACUUCAUAGUGUUUGACACGGAAGUGGCUCAUGACAUUCUGAAGGUGUGGGAUGGUCCAACAGAGGGGGGUAUCCUCUUGAAGGAAUGGAGUGGGUCAGCUCUGCCCGAAGACACCCAUAGCACCUUCAACAUCCUAACGCUCCAGUUUGACAGUGAUUACUUCAUCAGCAAGUCAGGCUUCUCCAUUCAGUUCUCAAGUAAGUAGUACCUGUCACAAUGGACCAGAGGAAUUCGGAUAUGACAUUCUAUUCAGUAGCUUUUCAGACAAAGGCUACAGGAUGUUUCUUGACAUUUCCCUCUCUCUAUCCUACUCUGGGCCAUGUAUAAAUCACUGUUAUGACAAAUCAUUUUGACAAAUAAGUAUUUCAUACAAAUGUAAAUGAAAUUGAGCAUUGCAUUUGCAUAUAAAUGGCAAAUAUUUUCUGGAAAUAUGAUUUAAAAGACAAUUAGUCUCCACAAAUCAGUUUGCUGCCAGUCCAAUGAUUUCAACACAUCAAAUUAAGCUUAUAUCAUUAUCAGCCUUUGGCUAAAAAACAUGAGAGUUGUAUGAUUUAAAACCGUCCUGUCAAAAUGUCAGCAUUUGUCUCAUGUUUAUAAGUGAUUCAUUUGUGUGAUUUCAGCUACUACUGCGACGACCUGUAAUGACCCCGGGACACCCCAGAAUGGGACGCGUUACGGGGAUAGUCGGGAGCCUGGGGACACUAUCACCUUCCAGUGUGACCCAGGUUACCAGGUCCAGGGCCUAGACAAGAUCACCUGUGUACAGCUCAAUAACAGGUUCUAUUGGCAGCCAGACCCUCCUACCUGUAUAGGUAUGUUGCUUUGACCUCCACAGUAAUGGAGAAAUAACUUAAUUGUUAUUUCUGUUCAUGGCUUUACCUGUAUGUCAACAAAGGGUUUGUACAAUAGGUAGAUGUUCCCUUUAGGAUUAUUCUGCUGCAAGAAGGAUAUUUGGAAUCUGUAUACUAGGCCUAUAGUGUCCCACUGCCUUGUUUCGUUGAAGGAUUUGUGGUAUCUAAAAAUACAUGUAAGCAGUGUUUUAUGAAUGACUUACUGUUGGUGUUGGGCACCUAACCACUCAUUUGUGUCGGCUUAAUUACUUUAUGUUGAAUGAUUGACAUGUUUAUUAUUAGAAUGAAUGAAUCCUUAAGAAUGUAAACCAUGUCUCAUUAGAGUGUGAGUCCCCGUGUGAAGAAUGAUUCAUCAGUAACUGAAAUGUAAUUGGCAUUUUCUGCCAUUAUCAACAAAUCCUUUGUCAGACAGUACACUUAGUCACUUCUAGUCAUUUGACAUGUUUACUACAACACUGAUCAUUGCUUGAUGGAAGGCCAUUUAUAGGCAGAAUCAUUAGUAACGGUGGAAGAUUACUAAGGUUAUAAAAAUGUUGCUCUCACAAACCCUCCCAAACAAGCACAUGAUUGACAGGAUUUUGCUUAGCACACACACUUAAAUUGACAAUAGAACAAGUCUCACACAAUGCUAAAAAGAAAAAGCAAAGAUGCUAAUAACCCUUCUGAAUGACAGUUGCAGGAAGGAAUUCCAUCACUACUGUUUGUCACUGAAUGUCUAUGGGGGCCUGUUUUGUCACUUCAAUCACCGUAAACAUUUAAUGUGUUGGAGACAUGUCGUAUUAAAACCUGUGUGUUGCCCUCACUCUCCUUGAUGUGCUAGCUACCUGCGGCGGCAACGUGACAGGCCCUGCUGGGGUGAUUCUAUCACCCAACUAUCCACAGCCAUACCCACCAGGAAAGGAAUGUGACUGGAGAAUUAAAGUCAACCCUGACUUUGUUAUAGCCCUAAUUUUCAAAAGGUAUGUUGCUCAUGCUACGCUGUGAGCCACCCACGGUAAUAAGGACCAAAGUCAAAGAACAGAUGGAAAGAGCGUAUCCACUCUGUCUUUGUCAGUUUGGCAAUUACCGUAAACAAACAUCAAACACCUGUGUUUGAGGUGAAAUAGUUUGCCUUUGUUCAAAUAUUAUCCAAAUCGAUGUGUUGUACUGUAUUACCCAAUAUCCCUAGAUGAUACCUACAAGCUUUUAUAAAAUGUAUGAUUUUAGCUCAUGUUACUGAAUGUAGAAUACAAGCUAGCUGUGUUUAUUAGUCUGUAUGUACCCACAGGAAUUACAUUGACUCCAAUGAGAAAAAUCAAAAAACAAACUGUUAUCAGUUGAUCUCAGAUUCAUCAGAACAUUACCAGCUCACCUUCCCUCUAAUGACAGUUAUAGACAGUACAGACAGCCCCCACAUGCCUGAUUCAGGGCCAAGCUGAACCGGGCUGGCCUCGCCAUAGUUGCUGGAAUAGACAAUGUGAAAGGAAAUAUGUGAAAAGGAAAUAUCCGAGCCAGCAGAGUAUGGUUCUGAUUGACCCUAUAGUGUGAAUUAGGCAUCAGUCUUUUAUAACCCUGGUUCUCUUUUGUAUGCUCCCAGUUUCAACAUGGAGCCCAGCUAUGACUUCCUGCACAUCUAUGAGGGUGACAACUCCAAUGGUCCACUGAUCAGCAGCUUGCAUGGAAACCAGGCCCCGGAGCGCAUCGAGAGCAGUGGCAACAGCCUCUUCCUCGCCUUCAGGAGUGACGCCUCCCUCGGGAUGUCUGGUUUUGCCAUUGAAUUCAAAGGCAAGCGAUGCAUCAUGUUGGUCUCGUAGGAGGUGACCCUAGGUUUCUUUGAAAGUGUAUAGCACUGGCCAUAUAGUAAGGUUGAUGUCUCUAUAGAAAUGUUUUCAAUAGAUAUAGGUUGUUAGGAUGAAAGAUUUCCAGACACUGGAGAAUAUAUUUUGUAGACUAUAUUUUUUGAUAAAGCCUUAUUGCAUGUUUUUCUUCCUGUCAGCUAGCUGUCCUUAUUUUAGCUGGCCCUUUUGCCUGUUGUUCAUAGAGAGCUAUUCAGCAUCUGAAAAACAGUAUGUUAUUAAAUGCUUUUUUAAUUGAAUGCAUUGAUGAUAGAACUAGAUCGACUGGAUAAUUUGAUUUAUUUAUUAUGGCAAGUCCAUGAAGGUCACAAAACACAUGAACACAGAUGUGUAUAGUAUUUUGCCCUUUCAACCUCUCGUUCAUCUUGGAAGACUUAUUAAAACCAAUCAAUAGCAUAAUUUGUUGUUUGAUUUUGUACAGACGGCCCUGUAUUUAGCUGUGCUUUUGUCAAUAAGAGCAGUUAGUUACCUUGCAUGGGAACUGGGUGAGAUCUGUCAUCUCCCAAGGCUAAAAACACUUUUUUCUGUAAAUGAAUCUCAUAUGUUCUCAGUUUUUCUCCCCAUCCAUGUACCAGUAACUAAGGUAAUUUAAAUGUUGAGAAUAAUGGCAUUGACGUUUCUGUUUUCAUACUUAUUACUGUACUAUACUUCAUAUAUUUGUUAUGAUGUUUUCUACUACUGUAUUUCUAAUGUAUUCAUCAAUCCAUUUCAAACUGUAGCUUUAGGUUAUGGACAUCAGCAUGUGGACUUUGGCCUUAUAUGUUGAGAAGCAUUUCCCCUCUCUGGGUAUUGAAAUUGUGAUGCACUAUAGCAAUUUCAGUGAUAGAAUCUCCCACCACAGGCCUCCUACUUUCACCGCUCCCAAAAGCACAGGGCAGCAGAAAGAAGUGGGCUGUUAGCUGUCAUCUUGUUUGGCAGUGUAUACAAGCACCACCUCCAGAGCUUUUUCCAACUGUCCUCUGAGUGUCUGUUGCCAGAAGGACACUGGUUGGCUGCCUCUACAGACCCACAUGCUUACCUUGCAUUCGCCUCUGUGCUGGUCUUUUCUAUUGAGGAUACCUUGGAGCAACUCAACCUGCUCUUUUUUACACUCAAACUCCCUGUGUUCUGCCUCCUACAUUAAGGUUCACCGCAGAGCCACAGCAGAAGUCUAGGUGAUAGGCUAGGAGAUAGAAACAUCAGUAGCAGCUUCUGGGAAUCCCUGGAAUGUUCAGUGUUUGAAUGCACCCAAUAACCCAGGAUGCAUACCCUACCUGUUCAUGAUAUCUGGGCUUUUCAACUGCUGAGUUUCUUUUGCAUUUAUGGAUAAGUUACAAUGCUUUAGCCCAAAGAAAAAUGGUUUUACAUUUUCCUCCUUGGUGUUGUAUUGAGAUCAAGUCUCUCUGCUCAAGGUCUGUUGUCCUGCACAGUACUUUAUCUUGAGCUUGUGUAUGUUUUCUAUUCCACAGAGAAACCCAGGGAGGCAUGCUUUGACCCUGGAAAUAUCAUGAACGGCAGUCGUGUGGGGAUGGACUACAAACUGGGCUCCACAGUGACCUAUCAAUGUAACUCUGGAUAUACUGCUGUUGGACAAGCCACAAUCACAUGCGUUAUCGGUUCGGAUGGAAAACCUAUAUGGGACAAGGCCCUACCAACGUGUAAAGGUAAGAUAUUUUCGGUUUUGGUUUGCUUACAGUUCUAAAAACUGAUUUGCAACAGCUUAUCAAAGAGAGUAUACCUUGUGUUGUUGUUGUUGUUCUCCCUUCAAGUCUAAUUGGUUGGCCUUGAUACCAUCAUCACCACUAUCAAUCAAGGCUAAUAUCAAGCCAAUGUUCACUAGUUUUACCAAAUGUUUUUCUUUGCACAAGAGGAGAGUAUGGGCUUUUCAAAGACCAAGGCUGAACUUUCUGUCAUUAAUUGA
This is a messenger RNA of Coregonus sp. 'balchen', 32674 nucleotides long. The record is from the annotation of a GenBank genome assembly. Lineage: Eukaryota; Metazoa; Chordata; Actinopteri; Salmoniformes; Salmonidae.